Molecule: messenger RNA, 2240 nt
Organism: Trichosurus vulpecula (common brushtail)
Lineage: Eukaryota; Metazoa; Chordata; Mammalia; Diprotodontia; Phalangeridae
Gene: IFNGR1
Product: interferon gamma receptor 1
Exons: 7
Coding region: 191-1675 (494 amino acids)
Biological process (GO): type II interferon-mediated signaling pathway
Cellular component (GO): membrane
Molecular function (GO): cytokine receptor activity; cytokine binding
Source: RefSeq, a predicted model, not a curated record
GCCUCGGGAACACCAAUCCGCAAGCGGCCGGAAGUGACGCGUGAGAGGCUUCGUCGGCUGGGGUUGGUGGUUUGAGCCUGGGAGCUCAGUCGGGGAAACCCAUUCCCGCCGCCGCGGUGGUCGGCCCCCGCGUCUGGGAUCCAGCCGGACCCGAGACUGUGGCUGGGUCCCGCAGGAAGAAAGAGGAGGGAUGAGGCCCGGGCUCCCCCGGGCCUCCGGGGUAGGACCCAGCCUCCUUCUCCUCUUUGUCUUUAUGUACCGGAGCUGGGCUGAGCCCCCGACCCUGGAGCCCGCAGCGUCCAAAGUUUCUACACCAAUUAAUGUUGAAAUUAAAUCUUACAAUUUGAAUCCUGAAGUAACUUGGGAUUACCAGAAAAUGUCUCAGAUUCCUACUUUCACAGUGGAGUUAAAGAACUAUAAAGAAGGGAAGUGGAAUGAAGUCUGCACCAAUAUCUCCCAUCGCUUUUGUAACAUAUUUUACCAUGUUAAAAGUCCAUUGAGUUAUUACUGGGCCAGAGUUAAAGCUACCGUUGGACAAAAAGAAUCUUCCUUUGUGGAAUCUAAACAAUUUUUUAUGUAUCAGGAUGGAAAAAUAGGACCACCUAAACUGAAGGUUCAAGAGAAAAAUCACCAACUUAUCAUUGAUAUAACACAUCCUGUAACAGUUGUUGAAGGAGAAGAGAAAGGACCUGUGUGUUUUUAUUAUAAUGAUGAUGAUGAUUAUGAUGAUGACUGCGGCAUAUUCACAUACAAGGUGUAUGUGAAGAUAAAUGGAAGCAAGAUCACUGAGGAAGAACCUCAAUCUUGCAGUGAAACUCAGUGCCAGUUAAUUAUACCAGCAAUUUCAUUUGAUUCGGAGUAUUGCGUUUCUGCUGAAGGAGUUUCUGACAGCUCUGAUGUUUGGACAAGUAUACGUGAGAAAUCAGACGAACAGUGUAUUACAACUUCACCUAAUCCUAAAAGAGAAGAAGAUUCCUUGCCCAUCCUAAUAAUUUCUGUAUGCGUUGCGCUCGUUAUAUGUAUAGUACUCAUAACUUACCUGGUCUGGAAGAGAGAGGUGUUUCAGAGAAAGAACUUCAUAUUACCCAAGUCAUUGGCCUUUGUGGUAAGAAAUUUUAAUUCACGCAACAUUUUAGAGGUGAAUCCUGAACCGAAAUGUAUUUCUGUUGUUGAAACAUCAUAUUUGGUAGUCCCAGAAAGUGAGGAAAAAUCCAUCGAUCAUUUGACCUCAGUGAGUAGCAUUAAUUCUGAAGACAAUAGAGAAAAAUCAGAACACUUCCAAGAAACAUCAAGCAUAACAGAAGAAAUGACUGUUGAAGAAAAUAUUAAUGAAAUGACCUCUGAUAGUCAUCAGAACACAAUGAUGAAAGAGGAUUAUUUUCAUCCUAACAGUAGCCAAGCUGAAUCUGGCAGUCUCAUUUCAGACUCUUGCCUUCCUAGGGAUGAUUCUGAGAAUAGACAUGUGGAAUCAUGCGACUUUAUGUCUGACCCAGAGCCUCCACAAAGUGACCCUGAAACAAGGGCAGACAUUCAAGACAACAUCACUCUAAGGAAGGUUAACACAUCUUAUGGCUAUGAUAAACCUCAUGUUCUGGUAGAUAUGCUUAUAGAUGCCGAUGAUAAAGAGUCUUUAAUUGGUUAUCGGCCUUCAGAACCAUCCGUGGAAAUUUUAUAGUCUUCAGCUAAAACAAAGCAAAUGCGACAUUUUGCAUUUCCUAAAAGUUGACUUUUCAGGUUUUGCUUAAAGGAAGUACCAUGUUCAAGUUGAGUGGUACUGUGUCUGAAUUUUGAGUCUGGUUUCAAAUCCCUGCUCUGUAUGAUCUUGAGCCUCUGGAUCUCCAUGUUCUCCUCUGUAAAAUAGGUUUCAUUUCUAAGGCACCUUUGUACAGUACUUUGAAUCCGCAAUCCUAAAUGCAGAACACAUGUUGAAUGAAGAUGCCGAGGCGGUAGCUACAGUAUCUGUAGUUCAAAGUUUAUGUAAAUGUAACUAUUUAGCACCUUAAAUGUGGAACUCAGUUCAUAAAUCUUUAUGUAUAUAAUCUUUAUCUGUGCUUGGUAGUAGUUAACUAUUGCUAGAACUCCAAUCUUUCAGUUAAUGUAAUAAAACACCAGAGGUGACAUUUGAAUAUAGAUUUUGUCAUCCAAACUUUUUAUUUCCAGUUCUGUGGUUUUGAAUAUUAAAAAAGUAUGAAAUGGAUAAUCAUUAAAGCUAAUAAACCAAGUUUUUUAACUGAGUGAAA